Molecule: messenger RNA, 6432 nt
Organism: Fulvia fulva
Lineage: Eukaryota; Fungi; Ascomycota; Dothideomycetes; Mycosphaerellales; Mycosphaerellaceae
Product: Glutamate synthase [NADH]
Exons: 3
Coding region: 1-6432 (2143 amino acids)
Molecular function (GO): FMN binding; flavin adenine dinucleotide binding; glutamate synthase (NADH) activity
Source: RefSeq, a predicted model, not a curated record
AUGGGUCGAGUCUCCUUCGCCGACGAUGUAAAGAAUGAAGCCACCAUCGACGAGAUUGACGAACCCCAAGAGGAGCAGGUGAACAUCUAUCCCUACCAGAACACGCCCGAGAACAAGUCAUGGGCGGGCGCUCUGCCGCUGAAGCAGGGUCUAUACGACCCAGAGCUUGAGAAGGAUGCCUGUGGUGUAGGUUUCGCCGCCCAUAUCAAGGGCAAGGCGAGCCACAAGAUCGUCACAGAUGCACGGAACCUCCUUUGCAACAUGACCCAUCGCGGUGCGGUGGGUUCCGAUGCACGAGAUGGAGAUGGCGCUGGUGUCAUGACUUCCGUCCCACACAAGUUCUUCGUCAAGAACUUCGAAAAAGAGCAGGGCAUCAAGUUACCAGAGAUGGGCAAGUACGCCGCGGGUAACGUCUUCUUCAAGCCAGAGGAAGAGGCGCUCAAGGAGACGCUCGACAAAUUCGAGGAUAUCGCAGAUCAACUCGACCUGCGAGUACUCGGCUGGCGUGAGGUGCCCAAGGACAGCACACUGCUUGGUCCUGCUGCAAAGUCGCGAGAGCCAAUCAUUCUUCAGCCAUUCGUGGUCAUGAAGUCGUGGUACGGCAGUGGCAAAGAGCCAGCAUCGGACUUCAACGACAAGUACGAGGAGCAGGUCUUCGAGCGACAACUUUACGUGCUGCGAAAGCGCGCUACACACGUUGUUGGUCUGCACAACUGGUUCUACAUCUGUUCUCUGAGCAACAAGAACAUGGUUUACAAGGGCCAGCUUUCACCAGUGCAGGUCUACGACUACUACCAUGACUUGGUCAACGUUGACUACGAAGGACACUUCGCGUUGGUUCAUUCGCGGUUCUCCACAAACACAUUCCCAUCGUGGGACCGAGCACAGCCCCUGCGAUGGGCUGCGCACAACGGAGAAAUCAAUACCCUGCGAGGUAACAAGAAUUGGAUGCGUGCGAGAGAAGGCGUGCUCAAGUCAGAGUUCUUCGGCGAUGAAUUGGAAGCACUUUACCCAAUCAUUGAGGAUGGUGGUUCUGAUUCGGCAGCAUUCGACAACGUAUUGGAGCUGCUCAUGAUCAACGGCGUUCUGUCUCUGCCAGAAGCCGUCAUGCUCAUGGUCCCAGAGGCGUGGCAGGGCAAUGACCAGAUCGACGACAAGAAGCAGGCUUUCUACGAGUGGGCUGCCUGCAUGAUGGAGCCAUGGGAUGGACCAGCUCUUUUCACAUUCUCCGACGGUCGAUACUGCGGUGCCAACCUUGACCGAAAUGGUCUCCGGCCUUGCAGAUACUACGUACUCGACGACGACAGAAUCAUCUGCGCGUCUGAAGUCGGUACAAUCGCCAUUGACCCGUCCACCGUCGUGCAAAAGGGCCGCCUUCAGCCUGGACGCAUGCUCUUGGUCGAUACUCAGGCGGGCCGAAUCAUCGACGAUGCUGAGUUGAAGGAGACGGUUUCCAACAGACAGGACUUCAGGAAUUGGAUGGACACGCAGCUUCUUGUUCUGCCUGACAUCCACAAGACUCUGCUGGAGAAGGGCACUGACCUCAGCCUCCAGCUCACCGAGACUAAGGUCCAGGAAGACCCAAGGCUGAAGGCUUUCGGAUAUUCCCUGGAGCAAGUCUCGCUGCUCCUUGCACCUAUGGCCGCUGACUCCAAGGAAGCGCUAGGUUCUAUGGGUAACGAUGCACCGCUGGCGUGCUUGGCCCAGCAGCCACGUCUUCUUUUCGAGUACUUCCGACAGCUGUUUGCGCAGGUCACGAACCCACCGAUCGAUCCAAUUCGUGAGUCUGUGGUCAUGUCCCUUGGCUCAUACGUCGGACCACAGGGCAACCUGCUCGAGAUGAACAAGGAGCAGGCCCACAGAUUGUACCUCCCAUCGCCAAUGCUCUCCGUUGAGGAGUUCAAUGCGCUUACCAACGUCACACAACUUCACAGUGACUGGACAGUUGCAACCAUUGACAUUACCUUCCCAAAGGCAGAUGGGAUUGCAGGCUACUACGAUGCUCUUGACCGCAUUUGCGAGGCAGCAUCUCAAGCGAUCGAGAAUGGUGAUAACAUCAUCAUUUUGUCCGACCGCAAGACCUCUGCAGAGCGAGUCGCCAUCUCCUCCCUUCUCGCCACCGGAAUGGUUCACCACCACUUGGUUCGCAACAGAUGGAGAGCUCAGGCUGCUCUCGUUGUUGAGACGGCUGAGGCUCGUGAGGUCCACCACAUGUGCGUGUUGGUCGGCUAUGGUGCUGAUGCUAUCUGCCCAUACCUCGCCAUCGAAUGUAUCUUGAAGCUCCACCGAGAGGGUUUGAUUCGCAAGAAGAUCAGCCCAGAAGAACUCAUUGGUAACUACAAGCACUCCUGCGAUGGUGGUAUUCUGAAGGUCAUGAGCAAGAUGGGUAUCUCGACUCUGCAGAGUUACAAGGGUGCCCAGAUUUUCGAGGCUCUCGGAAUCGACGAUGCCGUUGUUGACAGAUGCUUCACUGGUACCGCAACCCGCAUCAGAGGUAUGACCUUCGAGCUCAUUGCUCAGGACGCCUUUGCAUUGCACGAGAAGGGUUACCCCACCCGCAACAUCCACGAGAUCCCAGGUCUGGCUGAGACUGGAGAGUACCAUUGGCGUGACGGCGGUGAGCCACACGUCAACGACCCAGUCUCCAUCGCCAACAUCCAGGACGCGGUGCGCAUGAAGAACGACAAGUCUUACGAGGCUUACUCCCGUUCCGAGUACGAGCAAAUCAAGAACUGCACUCUCCGUGGUCUGCUCGACUUCGACUUUGAUGCCUUCAACCCAAUCCCCGUGGAACAGGUUGAGCCGUGGACUGAGAUUGUCCGACGAUUCGUGACUGGUGCCAUGUCGUACGGCUCCAUUUCCAUGGAGUCCCACUCCACUCUUGCUGUGGCAAUGAAUAGGCUUGGUGGCAAGUCUAACACUGGUGAGGGAGGUGAGGAUCCAGAGCGAUCUCUGCCCAUGGACAACGGCGACACAAUGCGCUCUGCCAUCAAGCAGAUCGCAUCUGGACGUUUUGGUGUUACGAGCAACUACCUCGCCGAUGCAGACGAGCUGCAGAUCAAGAUGGCUCAAGGAGCCAAGCCUGGUGAAGGUGGUGAACUGCCAGGCCACAAAGUUUCUGGACCUAUCGCAAAGACUCGCCACUCAACACCAGGUGUCGGUCUCAUCUCACCACCUCCACACCACGACAUCUACUCCAUUGAGGACUUGAAGCAGCUGAUUUACGAUCUGAAGUGCUCAAACCCACGUGCUCGUGUGUCCGUCAAGCUUGUCUCCGAGACUGGUGUUGGUAUCGUCGCCUCUGGUGUCGCAAAGGCCAAGGCUGACCACAUCCUCAUCUCCGGUCACGACGGUGGUACCGGUGCAUCCCGCUGGACUGGUAUCAAGUAUGCUGGUCUUCCUUGGGAGUUGGGUCUUGCCGAGACUCACCAGACAUUGGUUCUCAAUGAUCUCCGUGGGCGUGUUGUUGUCCAGACUGACGGUCAGCUUCGUACUGGACGUGAUGUUGCCCUCGCAUGUCUGCUUGGUGCUGAGGAGUUUGGUUUCGCGACCGCACCUCUCAUCGCCAUGGGCUGCAUCAUGAUGCGCAAGUGUCACUUGAACACCUGCCCCGUCGGUAUCGCAACUCAGGAUCCCGAACUUCGCAAGAAGUUCAAGGGCACGCCGGAGCAUGUCAUCAACUUCUUCUACUACAUCUCCAAUGAGUUGCGUGCCAUCAUGGCCAAGCUUGGCUUCCGCACCGUCAACGAGAUGGUUGGUCACACGGAGGCGCUGAAGGUCCGUGAGGAUCUGAGGAACGCGAAGACCGAGAACAUUGAUCUCUCACUCAUCCUUACACCUGCACACACCCUUCGAUCUGGUGUUGCCACCUACAACGUCCGCAAGCAAGACCACAAGCUUCACGUUCGCUUGGACAACAAGUUGAUCGCAGAGUCUGAGCUUGCUCUCGAGAAGGGUCUGCCAUGCCGCAUCGAGUGCGACAUUGUCAACACUGAUCGCGCGAUGGGUGCAACACUCUCCUACCAGAUCAGCAAGCGUUAUGGCGAGAAGGGUCUUCCACAAGACACGAUCCACGCCAACAUUCGCGGGUCUGCCGGUCAGUCGUUCGGUGCCUAUCUCGCACCAGGUGUGACUCUUGAGCUCGAGGGUGAUGCCAACGACUACGUUGGUAAGGGUCUGUCUGGAGGCAGACUUAUCAUCUACCCACCACGAUCCGCAGUCUUCAAGGCCGAGGAGAACGUUAUCAUCGGUAACGUUUGCUUGUACGGUGCCACCAUGGGUACCUGCUUCUUCCGUGGUGUAGCCGCCGAGCGUUUCGCCGUGCGUAACUCUGGUGUCACUGCCGUCGUCGAAGGUGUUGGUGACCACGGUUGCGAGUACAUGACUGGUGGUCGCGUGGUCGUCCUUGGCAGCACUGGCCGCAACUUCGCUGCCGGUAUGUCUGGCGGUAUCGCUUAUGUCCUCGACUUGCACAACGACUUCGAGGGCAAGGUCAACCAGGAGAUGGUCGAGCUCUCCAACCUCGAGGAUCCACAUGAGAUCGCAUUCCUCCGUGGUCUCAUCGAGGAUCACCACCACUACACUGGCUCCGAGCUUGCUGCACGCAUCCUGCUCGACUUCAACCGAGCACUGCCUCACUUCGUCAAGGUCCUCCCCACAGACUACAAGCGUGUCAUGGAAGAGGAGGCCAAGAAGGCAGAGGAUGCUAAGAAGGCAGAGUACCCUCUUCCAAUCCUUCCAGGCAAUGCUGUGCGCAACCUCCACGAGCAAUCGCGCGAGAACGACCAUGCAAAGGAGGCUAAGAAAGCUAGCCUCGGCGAUCUCGAAGAGAGCUUGCCCGACGGUGCAGCUGAGAAGAAGCGCUCGGCUUUGGUCUUGGACAAGACGAAGGGCUUCAUGAAGUACCAGCGUCGUUCCGAGAAGUACCGCCAAUCGAAGACACGAACCCGUGACUGGGGUGAGCUCAACUCGCGUCUCACUGAAGACGAGCUCAAGUACCAGACCGCUCGUUGCAUGGACUGUGGUGUACCUUUCUGCCAGUCAGACACUGGUUGCCCAAUCUCCAACAUCAUUCCCAAGUGGAACGAAUUGGUAUUCGCUGGCCAGUGGCAGGACGCGCUCAACAGGUUGCUCAUGACCAACAACUUCCCGGAGUUCACUGGUCGUGUCUGCCCUGCUCCCUGCGAGGGUGCUUGUGUCCUAGGCAUCAAUGAGGAUCCUGUUGGUAUUAAGUCUGUGGAGUGUGCCAUCAUCGACCGCGGUUUCGAGAUGGGCUGGAUGGUUCCUAACCCACCAAAGUUCCGCAGCGGCAAGAAGGUUGCCAUUGUCGGCUCCGGUCCAGCCGGUCUCGCUGCCGCCGAUCAGCUCAACAAAGUCGGUCACGAAGUCACCGUGUAUGAGCGCUCCGACCGCAUCGGUGGACUGCUCAUGUACGGCAUUCCCAACAUGAAGCUUGACAAGAACGUGGUCCAGCGCCGUGUCGAUUUCAUGGCCGCAGAGGGUAUCAACUUCAAGCCGAGCACGUUCAUCGGUCAGGAGGGCUACCCAAGCUUCAGCGACAUCAGAAAGGAGUCUGACGCUGUCGUCCUUGCGACUGGUUCCACCGUUCCUCGCGACCUGAAGAUUCCAAACCGCGAGCUUGGCGGCAUCCACUUCGCCAUGCAAUUCUUGCACAAGAACACCAAGUCCCUGCUUGACUCUGAGCUUGCUGACAAUGCAUACAUCUCGGCCAAGGGCAAGAACGUUAUCGUCAUUGGAGGUGGUGACACCGGAAACGACUGCAUUGGUACGUCCGUCCGACACGGUGCCAAGUCUGUCAUCAACUUCGAGCUGCUCCCACAGCCACCAGCUGCGCGUGCUGCCGACAACCCUUGGCCACAGUGGCCCCGUAUCUACCGUGUCGACUACGGUCACACCGAGGUCAAGACUCACAUGGGUCGCGACCCACGUGAGUACUGUAUCAUGUCCAAGGACUUUGUCGGUGACGAUGAAGGCAAUGUCAAGGGUGUCAACAUCAAGCGCCUUGAAUGGACCAAGAACAGCAACGGCGGUUGGGACAUGAAGGAGAUUGAAGGCAGCGAGGAGUUCUUCCCAGCUGAGCUUGUUCUCAUUUCCAUGGGAUUCCUUUCGCCAGAGGAGCGAGUCACCGAGGGCCUUGUCGAACUCGAUGGCCGCAAGAACUUCAAGACGCCACCAGGCAAGUACACCACCAACGUUGAGGGCGUCUUCGCUGCUGGUGACUGCCGACGUGGUCAAUCCUUGAUCGUGUGGGGCAUCAACGAGGGCAGACAAUCCGCACGAGACGUCGACUCCUACCUCACUGGUGUCGGCACUCAACUCCCGGUCACUGGUGGUAUCGUGAAGCGACCACCAUACGAGCUUCUUUCCAAGGCCAAUGGCGGACCUUCGCAGCUCAUUACCGCGGCGGCUUAG